CGCCAUUUUUGCAAAGGGAAAGAGACAGGAAAGAGCGGAUCUAGUUUCCAACAGUCACCACAGACAGGACAGAGGAUUAAAGCCUUUGAAACAGGCUAAAACUGCAAAUACUGGAGUCAGGAUAGUGCUAGGAAUUAGGAGAAGUAGUAGGGUAGAUUUUCUAGGGGGAGGACAGUGUUAAAGUUCACAUUUCCCCUUUGUUGAGGACACGCAGUGAAGACAGUAGUAUUGUUUUGGUUGUGUGGAGGCACGGACGGCGGGGGUCUCACCCGGGUCCCCUGUUCCUUUACAUACACUAUCUACUGUGGACAUUAAAGGCUUGGUGGAUGCACUUAGAUGUGUGCAAUGAGUGCUGUGGCUGGCGCGCCCCGGUGUUUCGGAUCCCCCCGCUCUGCACUCCGUAGGAGAACGUGAUGAGCACGGCCGUCCCAGGAGGGGUGCGCUCCACGGACACCUCGUCUCUGGACAUGGCUGCGGGCUCAGACAGGCCUGAGUCAGUAGAGGCCUUCCCUGUAGUUGUGGAGAAGUCCGGCUACCAGAUCUGCAGCAGCAGCUCCAGUUACUCACACAACUAUAUCGGCCUGCCCUAUGCAGACCACAACUAUGGCGCUCGGCCCCCGCCCACGCCGCCCGCCUCGCCCCCGCCCACCCUUCUGCUCCGGGGCGGGGAGGGGCUGUUCGCGCCGGCCAAUCAGGACGAGGCGUCGCGCGGCACCUCCUUCAGCACCUCGGAGGACAGCAGCUACGGGGCCGACAUCACGCGCUGCAUCUGCGGCUUCACCCACGACGACGGAUACAUGAUCUGCUGCGACCGCUGCAGUGUGUGGCAGCACAUAGACUGCAUGGGCAUAGACAGGCAACACAUCCCCGACACGUACCUGUGCGAGCGCUGCCAGCCGCGCUGCCUGGACAGAGAACGCGCCGUCCUGCUGCAGACCAGGAAGAGGGAGAGCCUGUCCGACGGGGACACCAGUGCCACAGAGAGUGGGGAUGAGAUUCCCCUGGAGCUGUACACAGCGUUCCAGCACGCGCCCCCCAGCAUCACCCUCACCGCCACGCGGACCCCCAGCAAACCCGUCGACAAGAAGCGCAAGAAGAGCGGCGACAAGGAGCCCGGGCCUGGCCCCGCCCGAGCCAAGAAGGCGUUUCGUGAGGGGUCCCGGAAGUCAUCCAGAGUCAAGGGCUCUGCUCCGGAGCUGGACCCCACGGACCCCCCCUCCCCGUGGGAGAGUAAGAUGAGGGUGUGGAUGGAGCAAUAUGAGGAGGCCAAGAGCAACCAGUACAGCGAGGACAUGCAGCUGCUCCUCAGAGUCAAGGAGACCAGAGACGCCAAGAGCCUCACCUGCAGCACACACACUGCUGCCUUCAAGCCCCCUGCACAGAGUCAGGUGCAGAGGAACAGGAGGAUUCUGAGGGCGGUCUGUGACCUGGCCCCUAACGCCCUCAUCAUGGAGUAUCGGGGGAAGUUCAUGCUACGCCAGCAGUUUGAAGCCAACGGCUGUUUCUUCAAGAGGCCGUACCCCUUCGUGCUCUUCUACUCCAAGUUCCACGGGCUGGAGGUGUGUGUGGACGCCCGCAGCUUCGGGAACGAGGCCCGCUUCGUCCGCCGCUCCUGCACCCCCAACGCCGAGGUGCGUCAUGUGAUCGAGGACGGCACACUGCGCCUGUACAUCUACUCUGUGAGGCACAUCGGCAAGGGCAGCGAGGUCACCAUCGGCUUUGACUACGACUACGGCAACUGUAAGUACCAGGUGGACUGUGCGUGUCUGAGGGGGAGCCCGCACUGCCCGGUUCUGAGGCAGAGCGCGGAGCCCACGGAGAACCUGGGUUCGGGGAACGACGCGCGGCGCCGCCGGGCCAGCAGAGACAGGGUCCCGUCCCGGGAGGGCGAGGCCACGCAGAACCAGAACAUCACCCUGGACUGCGACAUCGCCAACGGCAACGCCAAGGGCAAGGCCCCCUCCGACGCCAAGCACAGGAGACUGUCCCCGCUCCGCCUGUCCAUCUCAAACAACCAGGAGCCUGAGUUAAUAGAGGAUAUGGAAGAGCAGAGCUCCAUUAGCAAUGACCUAGAGAUGGAGUCAGAGGAGCAGGCUGCCGAGAGGAGGAGGAAGAUGACGCGGGAGGAGAGGAAGAUGGAGGCCAUCCUGCAGGCGUUCGCUCGCAUGGAGAAGAGGGAGAAGAGGCGGGAGCAGGCCCUGGAGAGGAUCGGCACCAAGACCGACCUGAAGGAGGAGCCCCCCGCCACGCCCGAAAUGGAGAGCCCAGCCGCGCUGCAGCCGGCGCUGGAGGCGCUGAAGGAGGAGCCGGUGCCGGUGGCGGUGUCCAUGGCGGCGAAGGUGAGCCGGGCGCGGCAGCGUAAGAGCCUGUCGCGGAGCCGCACGCACGUGGGGCAGCAGCGCCGCCGCACACGCAGCCUGAGCGUGUGCUCCGAGCCGCCGCCCGCCUCGCCCGGAGACCCCGCCCCCCGCCCCCGCCCCGCCGCCGAGCCGCCGGACGCCCAGCCGCCCGCCACGCCCGAGCCCGAGGCCCCGCCCGCCCACACCUACACCCACGACCCCAACGCCACCCCGCCCCACAGCGGGUCCCCGGCGCCCCCCUGCCGCUCCGCACACAGAUACCCCAAAACCAAGAAGCACUUGGUGAGCGAGUGGCUGGGCGAGAGGCCGGAGGAGCCGGCUCCGGAGCGCCCCCUGCGGGUGAGCAGCGACCCCGAGGUGCUGGCCACGCAGCUGAACGCGCUGCCGGGCCUGGGCUGCAGCCCGCAGGUGUACGGCACGCCCAAGCACUACGUGCGCUUCUCCUCGCCCUUCCUGGGUCCCCGCGGCAACCCCGGCCCCGCCUCCACGCCCGCCACGCCCGCCCCGCCCACCGGGCGCCGCCGCUCCCGCGAGCUGCCUGAGACCCCGCCCACCUCCGGCUCCUGCAAGAAGCGCUGGCUCAGACAGGCUCUGGAGGAGGAGAGCUCCCCCAGGCACCCGGGCCUGACCUCCCCCAGCGAGGGGCCCCUCAGCCCCUGCCUGAACGGGGACCCACACAGCCCCCUGCCCUACAGCGCAGGCUGCACUUUACCAGAGCUCCCUGCCCCUCUGAAGAAGCGGCGCUUGUCCCCGCUGGACUCCUGUGUGUCUGAGGGCUCCACGCCCUAUGGCUCGCCCUGCGCCACGCCCUGCGCCACGCCCUGCGCCACGCCUUGUGCCACGCCCUGCGCCACGCCCACACGCAGCGAGGUGCCAGACACGCCCGGGACGCCCCUCCCCCUGGCCACCCCGCCCCGCCCCCGUGCAGAGGAACAGGGCUCUGACCCCGCCCCCUCUACUCCUACACACACACCCCAGGCACCUCUCCAUGCUGUCCUGCAGGAGAGCGAGUCCUCUCCAGAAAUCUCCCCUGAGGAGAGUCACAGGCCCGACAGCUCAGAGGGCGAGUGCCCCCCCGCGCUGCUCUCCUCCCCCCAUGCUCAGAGGCCCGGCCUGGACACGCCUCCCCAGGAGACGAGGCCGGUGAGCAUGCCCAGUCCCCGCCCACCCCAGCCCCAACCCCAGGAGUGCGGGGAGGAUGAGGCGGGGGAGGAGGGGCCAGACGACGGUGCCGACGCCCCCCUCACGGACCCGCCCACCCCCUCCUACCCGUCCUGGACCACGAGCCCCUCCCUAAACUCCAACCUGCGGGACCUGACGCCCUCCCACACCCUGGACCAGGGGCUGCCCUGCUGCCCCCCCUCUGAGGACCCCCGCGCCCUGGGAGGGGAUGGGACAGAGGGGGGCAUCGGGGGCUUACACACACCCCCUCAGAAGAAGAAGGUGUCCCUGCUGGAGUACAGGAAGCGGCAGAGAGAGGCUCGGAGGAGCGGCUCCAAUCCCGAGUGCAGCUCUCCCAUCUCCACAGCGCCUCCUCUGGCCAGACUGGGCAGCGCAGCUCUGGAGGACAGCCCUGUUGCCAUGGAGACUGCCCCAGAGCCCCACGCCCACACAAGCAGGGCAGCCUCUGAGGCCCCCCACCCCUGUGAGGUCACAGAGACCCCCCCGCAGGGCGAGAGAGAGGGGGGAGAGGGACAGUGGACAUCGUCCACAUCAGUAGAGGAGGCGAGAGAGCGCAGCUACCAGCGCAGCCUGCAGUUUACUGACCACCACAAGGACACAGCCGUGCUCUCUUGAUGCUGGUCCAGUGUCAGAAGAGGACAGCGCCCCCUGUGUCCUACCCUCCGUCCAGCAGCCCAGCGUGGCCCCACUGACCCCCACUAUAGCCCAG
Messenger RNA from Anguilla anguilla (European eel), 4251 nucleotides. RefSeq names its product inactive histone-lysine N-methyltransferase 2E-like. Gene Ontology annotation, molecular function: protein binding. The record is from RefSeq and is a predicted model, not a curated record. NCBI's taxonomy places the organism in Eukaryota, Metazoa, Chordata, Actinopteri, Anguilliformes, Anguillidae.